ACAGCUCAUGAUGGCCAGUUGGAAUGUCUCCGCGAGAAGAUUCUCAAUGAGAAGUCCGCCUUCAUCCAGAGCCGUUGGAAAGGUGCAAAACAGCGACAGUACUAUAUCCGUCUGCGUGAAGCCACGAUCUUCUGCCAGCUGCGCUUCAGACAAUUGGCCGAACGACGUUACUUUUUGAGGUUCAAGCGACUAGUUAUAAGGAUGCAAGCUAAUGUGCGUGCUCACCAGGCCAAAGUUCGUUUCCAACAAACCAUAGAAUUCAUUGUCAGUGUUCAGUCCAUGGCCAAACGCUGGCUCGUUAUACGGGGUUCCAGAAUUUUGGCGAAGAGGAAGAAGUAUUUUCAUGCAGACUCUAUUAUCCAACAGAAUCAUAACAUCAAACUGGACACCUGCGAUAGCAUCCUGUCCGUGGACACACCUUUGAAUCGUGUCGGAAAUGCCUUCAUCCGAACUUGUCCCCUGCUGGAGGGCACUCUGCGGAUAACCAGAGUAGUCAAAACUGUGCCGGAGGAAUUUAAUUCAGCCCAACUUGUCUCGUCUAUCGAUGAGAACCUCGGGAGCCGGCCAACUCAGAUCGCCAAGGUGUAUGCUUCAACAGACUUCGACAACCUGGUUGACGAGAUAUUUGGUGGAAUCUUUGAUCCGGUUCCUGCAGAUAAGAUGGCACGAACGCUGCCACUGGCCUCUUCCGUAACAGUCAGUGAGAAACGCGGAGAUCGACCGGUGUUUUACACCCACGACUACGGCCAUGGGGUCUGCCAGUUAGCUGACAACAGCCGAGUAAAGGCCCAGUUUUCAGCAACGGCGCAAAAAAUAACAGACUCGCUGCCUUCGGAACUCGUGUCUGAAGGUGAUCGCGCAUCCAGCGUCCAAAGUUCCGCUGACGAGUCCUCAGUGGCUACUCAGCCGGCAAUGAACGAGUGUAGUUUUCUUAAAUUUGCAGCAGCCUAUUUUCAAACGGGAUCGACGCCUUUGUACACAACGGCACGUCUUGUUCGACCUCUCUUAAAGCACCGGAACCAAUGUGAUCUGCUUCUAGCCCUGGACAUAUUUUCGCGAAUACAAGCAUUUAUGAAGCCAAAGACUAGAGAUAAGGAACGCGUCUUCGGACAGCAGGCCUUCAAUUCAGCACCCGACUCAUCAACGAGGAAAAAGCACAGAACGCCGUUGCCGACUGGAGAUGAAUAUACUUUAGCGGAACAACAGAAGCCCACGUCUUCGAUCCCAACUCUUACGAAACGCAAACGUACGACCUCUUCUAUUGACGGCUACCCCUGUGCUUCAACGCCCAGUUAUAAUUUCCCUCAGGCGCAGAACACAUCCGAAAGUGGCAGAAAGCUGUCCUCUUCAGGCGCGGCUUCCUCGGAGGGUAACCUACUGGCUGACCUGCAGAUCGCACGCUUUAUCGUGAAGGCUGGCAUUGAGCACCCGCUACUGCGUGAUGAAAUUUACUGUCAAAUCCUCAAACAGAUAACCAAAAACCCAUGUGAUGUUAGUCGUCGCAAAGGACACGUCAAGGGAGCUGUACCAAAGGAUGCAUUUCUGGCAGAGUCCUAG
This is a messenger RNA of Dibothriocephalus latus, 1557 nucleotides long. The record is from the annotation of a GenBank genome assembly. NCBI's taxonomy places the organism in Eukaryota, Metazoa, Platyhelminthes, Cestoda, Diphyllobothriidea, Diphyllobothriidae.